AUGGUUAUUAUACCCAUUAUAAAGAUGAAGAAACAGCAUUUCGAAGAAGUUCAGUCACCCUGUUACAAGGGAGUGAUACGGUACCCCCUGUCAAGCUCACCAGAGUUCUUCUCUUUGUCUGUCUUAGUUCGGAAGGAGAUGGCAAGUUCCCCUGGCUCCUGGUUCUCCAGCUGCCUCAUUACUCUGGUCAUCCUGCAGAUGCCUGCGCACCUGUCAGGAGAUGUCAGCAAGUUCCACCUCGCCCCGCUAGGGGGCACAGCCGAGCUGCUCUGCCCUCUGUCUCUCUGGCCGGUGUCGGUGCCSGUGCAGAUAAGGUGGCUGCGGCCCUCCGGAUCGCAACGCUCCCAGGCUGUUCACGUGUUCCGGGAURGAAAGGACAGGGAUGAAGAUCUGAUUCCGGAAUAUAAGGGCAGGACGACGCUGGUGAGAGACAUCCAAGAGGGAAGUGUCACUCUGCAGAUCCGCAAUGUGACCCUUGAGGAUCGAGGUCCAUACCAAUGUCAAAUCCAGGUCGGAAACCUGAGUCGAGAGAGCACCGUGACUCUUCAGGUUGCAGGUUCUGAUCCUUACAUCCACAUGAAGGGCUACGAUGCUGGAUGGAUCCAGCUUGUGUGCAGGUCGGUGGGAUGGUUCCCACAGCCAUGGGCCCAAUGGAGGGACCCGGAAGGCAGGAGGCUUCUAUCCCUGUCUGAGGAUCAYUCCCUGGAUGAAACCGGACUCUUCCGAACGGCAGUGUCCAGCAGAAUCAGGGACAACACUCUGGGGAACGUGUCCUGCACCAUCCGCAACAUGKUCCUUGGCCGAGAGAAGACCACAGCCAUGCUUAUAGAAGCCCCAUCCCCGGGAAUGCUCUCCUCCUCAGCAGUGGCRCUGGCUGUGGUCCUGCCUGUCCUGGGGCUCCUCAUCACAGUAGGCAUUUGCCUCAUCUGGAAGCAAAGAAGAUCAAGAGAGAAGCUUCUCUAUGAACAGGCGAUGCAGGUAGAAAAUCUUCUUGCAGACCAUGCAAAAGAAAAAGGAAGACUCCAUAAAGGCAUGAAGAAACUCCGGAUGGAACUGAAGUUGAAAAGAGCUGCAGCCAACUCAGGCUGGAGAAGAGCCCGGCUACAUUUUGUGGCAGUGACCCUGGACCCAGACACAGCACAUCCCAAACUCAUCCUCUCUGAGGAUCGGAGAUGUGUGAAGCUUGGUGACCGAAAGCAGCCUGUGCCUGACAACCCCCAGAGAUUUGAUUUCGUCGUCAGUGUUCUGGGCUUUGAGUACUUCACGGCUGGCUGUCACUAUUGGGAAGUGUAUGUUGGAGACAAGACCAAAUGGAUCCUUGGGGUGUGUAGCGAGUCGGUGAGCAGGAAGGGGAAGGUCACUGCCUCGCCCGCCAAUGGACACUGGCUUUUGCGACAGAGUGGACAGAGUCGUGGUAAUGAGUACCAAGCUCUCACCUCCCCGCAGACCUCCUUCCGCCUGAAAGAGCCGCCGAGGUGUGUGGGGAUUUUCCUGGACUAUGAAGCGGGAAUCAUCUCCUUCUACAACGUGACUGACAAAUCCCACAUCUUUACUUUCACUCAUAGUUUCUCUGGCCCCCUUCGCCCUUUCUUUGAACCUUGUCUUCAUGAUGGAGGGAAGAACAUAGCACCUCUAAUCAUCUGUUCAGAACUCCAGAAAUCAGAGGACUCACUUGUCCCCACGCCAGAAGGAAAAGGCCAUGCUAAUGGAGAUGUGUCCCUGAAGGUGAACCCUUCCUUACUACCUCCUCAGGCCCCAGAGCUUCCUCCAGUGAUGUCCUGGCCCUCUGACCUGGGCCCGGCCCUUCAGGGGCUCAAGGCUCCGUCUUUUUAG
Urocitellus parryii (Arctic ground squirrel) is the source of this 1833-nucleotide messenger RNA. Lineage: Eukaryota; Metazoa; Chordata; Mammalia; Rodentia; Sciuridae. The record is from RefSeq and is a predicted model, not a curated record.